This is a messenger RNA of Arachis ipaensis, 1210 nucleotides long. Its product is annotated as zinc finger BED domain-containing protein RICESLEEPER 2-like. Gene Ontology annotation, molecular function: protein dimerization activity; DNA binding. NCBI's taxonomy places the organism in Eukaryota, Viridiplantae, Streptophyta, Magnoliopsida, Fabales, Fabaceae. The record is from RefSeq and is a predicted model, not a curated record.
UUGCUUGCUUUGAAAGAUAAUACCUAUAUAGGAGAGAUGAAUGGAGGAAAAGGGAGAGGUGUUCCUUCUGAUUUAGACUAGGAGUAUACUGAGUCCAUUGUACCAUUUUUGCGAGUGUUCAGUGAUGCCACUAUACGUGUUUCUGGUACCUUAUAUGUUACCAGUAAUAUGUAUAUGAAGGAAGUAUUUGCAAUUGGACGAUUUAUUCGUCAUUCUUGUGAUUCUGUUGAUUUUAGUACUAUGUCAAUGGCAGAAAGGAUGAGGGUUAAGUAUGAGAAAUAUUGGAGCAAUCCUGAUUCGGUGAAUAUGUUGUUAUUGAUUGCUAUCAUACUUAAUCCAAUGCAAAAGAUUGAGUAUGUCAAUUAUUUCUUGAAUUACUUAUUUGGAGAAGAAAAAAGAGGCGAAUUGAAGUCAAAGUUGUCCAAGUGCAUAAAGUUACUUUAUCAGCAAUACCAAAGUUCUGAGGAAGCAAGUGAAGCUGAUACGCAAGAUGUUCAAGCCAACAACAUUAAUACCGAUCUUCAUAGUAUAGGCUUUUUUCUGCAAGCAACCGGUCGUAGAACAAAUACAAGAUCUGAACUUGAUAGAUAUUUACAAGAAGAAUGCGAGCCAUACUCCCAUAAGUUCGAUAUACUAAACUGGUGGAAAGUCAACUCAACCCGAUUUCCAAUUCUUGGAAAUAUGAAUCGCGAGGUAUUGGCUAUACCUGUUUCUAUGGUAGCUUCGGAGUCUGUAUUUAGUACUGGAGGAAGAGUCUUCGAUCCAUACCGCAGUUCCUUAACACCUAAAAUGGUAGAGGCCUUAGUCUGCACAGGAGAUUGGCUUAAGGAAGAUCUUUUCUCUGCUUUAGAUGAUGAUGGUGAAGUUCUUCAACAAGUUGAUCAAGAUAUAUUUUCCUCUAAUGAUGGUGCUUGUUCUAUGGCGGCAUCAAUUGAUAAUCUUCAUGAUGACUAGAUAUAUUUUCCUCAAAGGUUGUGGUUGUUUGAUGAUUUUGUUGGCAACUUGCCAUCUUUUGAUACUUUGUGGUUGUUGUUUUAGAGAGAUUUUUUGGUGGUAUUCUUUUGAUGUUUUGAGAAUGAUUAAAUGUUAUAUAGAUUAUCUAUUGUCAUUAAAUUUAUAAAGAACCAAAUUCUAGUUGUAAUGAACCUAUACACUUUAAAAUGACUUUAGUAUUAAUUUUACUUUUAAAAAAAUUAUGGUUUGAAAAUUG